This is a messenger RNA of Serpula lacrymans var. lacrymans S7.9, 656 nucleotides long. RefSeq lists its product as uncharacterized. The annotation marks the transcript as partial. The record is from RefSeq and is a predicted model, not a curated record. Lineage: Eukaryota; Fungi; Basidiomycota; Agaricomycetes; Boletales; Serpulaceae. The transcript has a single exon.
AUGGAACCACAUCUCCAAGGAGAUGUUCCACAAGCAAUAGAACCAUAUCAGCAUGAAGAUGUUCCGAGAGCAGUGGGAGCACCUGAUCAGCUAAGACACCCUCCACAACAGUCUCUACAACCAAGACCUGAACACUGGCCAUCUUCAGAAUGGAAAGCCAAAGUAGAGUUACAGUCAGUGGGAGGACAGCCCCUCAACAUACAGCCAGCUGAUGUGGAAAAAGUCCAAAUACAGCUAAACAGCCUGUUCAUUGGAUCAGCUUCUGGAAGGCAUACAACACCUCCGAGGAGUUAUCCAAUGCCUCCAAGGAGUGAUUCAACACCUUCAGGAGUGAGUGGAGCAACACACACACAAAUGUGUCUACUCCCUGGAGUACCUGCACAAAUUCCUAAAAGAGCAGUCAUGCCUGCUGAAGUCCUAGGAGUAUGCAGAAGCAGUCGCCAGACCCGUCCUGCAGACAAAAACCAAGAUUAUCAAAGGACUCUAGAUGAGGAACAGUCUCGAAAAAAGCAGCAUGACAACUCCAUGGAGAAACCUAACACUCCUGAGGUUUAUGAAGAAACAUCUGAUACAGAGAAGACAUUCUUUGCUGGAAUAGCAAGUACCGGUCCAUCUAACACAGACCUUUCCAAGGACACUAAAGGAAGCCUUAUCAC